Molecule: messenger RNA, 255 nt
Organism: Linum trigynum
Lineage: Eukaryota; Viridiplantae; Streptophyta; Magnoliopsida; Malpighiales; Linaceae
Source: the annotation of a GenBank genome assembly
AUGACGGUGUAUCAGUCGAAUCGACUCCGUAAGGACGGAGCCUUGAUGGGUCUUGAUGUGGGUGUUGGAGGGCAAGUCCUAGAUCUGGAAACCGCCGUCAAAGACGGCAUUCUCGGAGGCGGCGGAGGAAUCGGAGUCGGCGGCGGUUGUGGGUUAAUUAGCACGGCCACGACAGAGAAAUUAGAUCUGAAGAAAAUGAUUGAAGAGCUGGAAGGGUCAAUAGUGGGGUUGGGCGGGUUCGGUUAUCUGAUGUGA